Amoebophrya sp. A25 is the source of this 1421-nucleotide messenger RNA. NCBI's taxonomy places the organism in Eukaryota, Dinophyceae, Syndiniales, Amoebophryaceae. The record is from the annotation of a GenBank genome assembly.
CGUGCUCCAACAAAGUGGACAAUGUUUAUGUUACUUAGCAGAGUAUUAAAAUCACAAGAAAGUAGCAUGAAUUUCCAGUUUUCGCAUGCAAGCAGAUCUCUCAUAGGAGCAGAAUUAAUGAGCAUGAGGGAUUUGUGAGCACUAGGCUUUUUCUUUUGUUGCUGUUUGCUAUAUUUGUUUUUGUUGUAGUUGUAUUGUCUGUCGUCCCUCGUCUAAUCUUGUGAUGUCCACGACCUUGUUGUAGACGCUUUUCAACAUGACUGAAGACGUAUCUUCGAAACUGAAACAUCAAGCUAGUACAUUUUAUCGUUAUAGACAAGUUAGUACUUAUGUAGACGUAGUGGAUGACCACUGCUAGAAAUAACAACGACCACUUGAAGUAGAAGACAACAUAAAAAAGAUGGCGCAUCUGUAUAAGGAGAUUCUACCAGCAAAGUCGGUGUACGUCGACCGGAAGAGCGGUAUGAGCGUUAGUGAGUGGAAAAAGGCCCUCGAAGUAGCAGCGACCCUCUACAUAGGGAAUCUAUCGUUUUGGACGCAGGAAGAGCAAAUAUGGGAGCUUUUCUCGAAGUGCGGCAACAUAGUCGCCUUGACUAUGGGUUUGAACAAGUUGAAGAAACAACCCUGUGGGUUCUGCUUCCUCCAGUACAGGACGCAUGAGCAGGCAGUGUGCGCCCAGCACGUGCUAGACGGUGCGAGACUAGACGGACGGGCAUUAACAGUGGAUUUGGACCCAGGAGUCUCGGACGGACGACAGUACGGUCGAGGGAUAGAGUCGGGAAACCAGUGCAAAGACGAGUUUCGGAAGGGAUUCGAUCAUCAGCGAGGAGGAGAGGGAUUAGACCUUCUGAAAAAGGUAGAAUUCUUUCUUCUAAAUUUUCGUUUUGGACUCUUGUAUCUGCAUGAAUUGUGGUAUGGUAAGCAAUUCUAGUUCUGCUUUGCUGAUGCUCAGUAAACAAUCUUCUGAAUUUCGUGAAAUCAGAUUUACAACUCGUAUCUACAGCUUUUUUAUCUAGGAGGUGGGGGGAGGUAUUCUCAUCAGGUGAGAAAGAUAAUUCUUAUAGUUUUUCUUAAUCAACUUUUCUUUUUCUCGUCAGGUGGAAGGAGCCGAAGGGAGUAUAUACACUGGUAAAACAAAAUUCACGCAUGGUAAAGCCUUCGAAGAUCAAAAUAAAAAGCGAAAAAACGAGAACGGCAAUGGUGGCGCAGCCUCUUCAUCUGCGAAGAGGCAAAAAACUAAAUGAACUACGAGCCCUAGAGUGCAGCAGGAGCAGGGCAAAAGACUAAAUGAACGAGCCCUGCUGCAGCAGUUUUUACUGGAGUAUCAAACAGCGACCUGCGACUCUCAACAUCCAACGAAUCUAUCAUCCCCAUUUUCCCAAGCUCGCGCAAAGAAAAGAAUUGCUGUCCUUUGGGUUGAU